AUGAUAGAACGUCCGUCUUUCACCCCCCUUCUGCUGUCGCCACGAGCAGCCAUCGAAGCAUCUCACAGCACCGGCGCCCCUGUUACUGCUGAGGACGAUUCUUUCGCAGGCAUACGACAAGACCUACCCGAACUACAUCAACGACCGGCGAGCGCCAAGCAGACGCUCGAAGCCCGUGUGGACUCGACCACUGUCACCGACGAUGCCUUGCUGCUCGACGCCUGCCAAGCUGAGCAAAUAGACCAGUUUCGCCACGAGAUUCGUCUUUGCCAAGACGACGCGAGAAAAUAUAGACUAUUGCCUACAGACACGAGACGAUCUACUCGGUCAGCACUCAAGCCUGCAGUUCCUGAUUGCUGCAUUCGACCGGGUUGUUUGCCGAGUGCGCUGAGUAUCAUGCUUGGAGGGAAAGCAGGUACAAGCCGUCAAGCCGACCGACAAAUUCCCGAGAGGACGAUAUCUCAGUAUGGGAGCGUCUCGUAUGUGUAGCGAACGGAGGAAUGGAGAUCAAGCACAAGUGCCUGUCGGCCCUGACGGAGGUGAGCCGCUGCUGGGGACUUGACAAGGUCAAGCACUAGCAUUGUGCGGUAGUCGGAGUGCGCACGAAUUGGAACCGUGUCUCCUUGUCCAUUCUCCUGCCUUCUAGUGAAUGCCCUUACGGGAUUUGCAGUUGCGCUGGGCGGUUGGACCUAUUGCUAGGAUCGGCACGUUAUCGAUGUAUCCGACCGCUUCUGUUUCCUGUCUUGCAAGCCUCGAUCAGUUCGACGCUGAAACAAUUCACUCCGUCCGGGAAGCCACUCGGCCGGCCGUGGCUGUGCCUUAACAAACCCGUUAGCCUUUUGCUCCGCAUGGAGACCUUCCCACAGGAGUGUCUCGACCCCAGGCAAAGCCGAGACGAUCCCGCCCCUUCCAUCGUUUGAUUGUUAACAGGCUAGCUAGUCUCUUCAUAGUUCGGUACCGCCCUCCCGCUGGUUCUGCCGGUACUUGCCGGUACUUAAUUAACGCAUUGGCGGCAAUGAAGGGAUACGCUUUCACGACUGAGCGAUCGGCCAAGGAAAAGAGUGGCUCCCAAUAGGUUCACGGGUCCGUACACUCACGGGUCUCUCAUUUGUCAGCAACAUCCACUGUAUUCUUCUUCCCAGCGCUGACCAACAAUCGAUCACAACCACCAUCAUAUUUCUACCAAUGCAUUUAAAUGACCUUCCCCCGCAAGCGUGUUUCUCAUCACAGGAAGAAUUGUUGACAGUCUACCUAUUUGGGCAGCAAUUAGAGACUAUAAGUUCAUUGUACGAAGGUUGACUAUUGGAAGGCAAGGAAGAAUGGAGCGAGAAUUGGCUUCUUAAACACCGGGAAGCUAGAUUCUCUCAACAUAACCACGACACUAAAGACGACCGCAAGCCUUAAGACGAUCUCUAUUCCUGGGACAAUCACGAACCUUAAGACUGGCAGCAAGAAGUGACGCAAGACCAUCCGCAAAACGAACUUGGAGACCCUCGGAUUGAGCCUCAACACGGGCCUUUAAGCAGGUCGCAAGACAAGGGAACAAAACGACUACCUACAUGUAGUAAAUGUCAUUUAGAAGGCCACACAAGGAGUGCGAAAUCUUGUCCCCAACGACACCGCCCCAGCCCCUGCUGAGAAGAAAAAUACAGUGGAUGUUGCUGAC
Molecule: messenger RNA, 1666 nt
Organism: Colletotrichum destructivum
Lineage: Eukaryota; Fungi; Ascomycota; Sordariomycetes; Glomerellales; Glomerellaceae
Exons: 4
Coding region: 1-489 (162 amino acids)
Source: RefSeq, a predicted model, not a curated record